This is a messenger RNA of Ceutorhynchus assimilis (cabbage seed weevil), 3085 nucleotides long. NCBI's taxonomy places the organism in Eukaryota, Metazoa, Arthropoda, Insecta, Coleoptera, Curculionidae. The record is from the annotation of a GenBank genome assembly.
GUCGUAAUCAAUCAUAUGCCAAAUUUCGGAUUGUUUUGUAGGUUGGUUUUAUUUUUGUUGAUGGUGGUAUUUAUCGAAAAUUGAAAAGCAUGAUGAGAAAAUUAAAUUAUUGCAUUAUUUUCCAAGAAGAAGCAUCAAUUUUUAAUUAAAAUAACUAUAAUUAAUUUCAAAUAACGUAAAAAUCCAAACACCGGUCCACAAGGCUAUGAAAAUGAAGUUGGUGGACCCAGUAGUGCGAAGCUUUCGGGUGGCUAAAGUUUUUAGAGAAAACACUGACAAAAUAAACAGCAUCGACUUUUCUACCAACGGAGAAAUGCUGAUAUCGUGCAGUGAGGACGAUCAAAUUGUAAUUUACGACUGUGAAAAAGGGACCCAAGUUAGGACGGUGAACAGCAAGAAAUACGGAGUAGACCUGAUUCACUUCACACACGCCAAAAACACAGCCAUUCACAGUUCUACAAAGCUGGACGAUACUAUUCGUUAUUUGUCGUUACAUGAUAACAAAUACAUUCGCUAUUUCCCUGGUCACACGAAAAAAGUCGUAUCCCUCAACAUUUCUCCAGUGGAAGACACAUUUCUAUCUGGAUCUUUGGACAAGACACUUCGAUUAUGGGACAUGCGUUCGCCCAACUGUCAAGGUCUUAUGCAUUUAUCUGGAAGACCUGUAGCCGCUUAUGAUCCCGAAGGAUUAAUUUUUGCCGCAGGCGUCAACUCAGAAUGCGUGAAGUUAUAUGAUUUGAGGUCAUUUGACAAAGGACCAUUUAUAACUUUUAAACUAACCCUUGAAAAGGAAUGCGAUUGGACUGGUUUGAAGUUUUCCAGAGACGGAAAAACCAUUUUGAUUAGUACAAAUGGUUCACUUAUAAGGCUUAUUGAUGCCUUUAAUGGUACUCCUUUACAAACCUUCGCAGGUCACCUCAACAAUAAAGGCAUACCAAUAGAAGCAUGCUUCAGUCCAGACUCUCAAUUUAUCUUCAGUGGUUCCACAGAUGGUCGUGUCCACGUUUGGAACGCGGACACUGGUUAUAAAGUUUGCGUUUUGAAUGCAGAUCAUCCUGGACCAGUGCAAUGUGUCCAAUUUAAUCCUAAAUAUAUGAUGUUGGCUUCUGCCUGUACAAAUAUGGCUUUUUGGUUGCCAGCUGUCGAUGAUCCAUAAGAAAUUGGACUAUGCUUGCAGAGUGCGAUGCCAACAAGGGAGCACUUGAAUUAAAGAAUGUUUGGCUUUCAAAAUUAAACACAAGACAUUUAGCAUCGCACCACUCCCAACCUUCACAAGUCCUGCUCUAUUAUGCGCCGGUUUUUUAAUAGCAAGUCACCCCCAGGUUAAGUAUAACUCCAGGGUGAACAUUGCAACUGGACACGUUUAAAAAUGCCAUACAACAAUUUUAAUAAUUAAUUUUUUUUUUUAACUAUUUUUUGUGCUUAUUGUUUUCUUAUACAUAUUCAGAUAGUGUUGUAGAGUUUGUUUGAUGUUCACUUGUAAUAGUUAUGUCAUGUUCAAUUAUUUUAGCAGUUUUUAAUCCUUUUAGCAAGCCCUAUUGGCUAAUGUUACUAUUGUGACAAAUCUCAAUUGUUAGUCUACUGAUGUUAUCACUAAGUACUUUAUAUUAUUUUUUGUCUGACAUGUGUAAACACUAUAUUAUGUAAUUCACAUAAAUACAAUUUGAUUUGAUUUGAUUUACAUACUCCACAGAACUGAAAAUUUAUAUUCUGAGUUAUGCCAAUUAUUUUAAAAUGUAUGACCACCCAUUACUCUAAGGUGUAAAUCAGGCUGAAAAUUGACCAGUAGUAACGAACCUCCAGAUGGGUAGGUUGUUUUACUAAUCCGCAGGCUUGUUGGACAGAUUUUAAAAAUAUACAGUUCGUUUUGGACAGACGUGACAUAUUAUAUUUUAUAGAUUAUUGAUACUUUUAGUAGCAUGUAGCAUAAGUUAAAUUUUUAUAUAAAUUUGAAAUAUUUUUUCUCCUUUUUCGUUCAUUGAGCACAAAAUAGGUUACAAAUCCUUGGUUUUAAACUCUUGUUGAUUAAAUUGAAUUAAAACUAAUUCGUAAGUUACAAUGGCGCUCAUAACCUGAAAUUUUGAUAAAGAAAAUAAAAUCGCAUACUUUUUAUAAAAUAAACUUACUUUUAAUAUAAGGUUCCUUGUGAUUUUGAAAAAUCCUUUGCCGCUCAAUGCCAUUUCACUUGUAGACAAAUGCAUAACAAAUCUUUCUACUUCAAUAUUGUAGCAUGGUGAUGGUACAGUAGUUAAAAUCCCAGUGAUUUGUUCGUGUUCGUCGUAAACAGCUCCACCAAAAAUACAAACAGUUGUGACACGGAGAAUUAAAAGGAAAAAAGACACAUAAAAAUAGACUUUAUGAAAAGUGUCUUCAAUAGGGCGUAAACUCGUAAAUAAUUGUGUUAAGAUAUGGUAGAGGUUUGUAAAAAAUGAUGUUAUAAUAAACCAGGAAAGCUGUGUGUUUAUUAGAGCGCAAAGUCUGCAUAGUUUUGCAUAGUCUUCUCUGAUGACACGCCAAAGAUUUUCGUCUGAUACCUGAAAUUAUUAUCUUGAGAUAAAAGUUACAAUAAAAUUUUCUACAAGGUACUUCUGCUUUUGUCAUAAAAAUUAGUUUCUUUGAAAUUUGUUGCAAUCUGUAGUGGAAACAGACACUGAUAACUAUUAUAAAAACAUCGACAAAUGUCCAUAUAAAAGUUUUUUGAAAAAUAAACACCUAAAAAUAAUAAAUUACUAUUUAAACCAAGAAAUAAACUGAUAUGCAUUACCUGAAAAGCUAAUCCUGUCCAAAUAGAAUAAGGCACAUACGAAAAGAUUUCAUCUUCUUUACGAACAAAAUAAUCUUGAAUUGCAUCAUAGACACUUUGAGGAUAUUUCCUUAUACUAGCUGACAUAUCAUGAAUCAAUACCAUUAGAUGUUCAACUGCAAUAAUUUAAAGUAACAAAUAUUUUAAAAUAGGUACUUUGCUGAAAAGUUUUUCGCAUAGAAUGUUUUUAGGAUUUGAGUUAUGACGGCUGGUAAGAAAAAUGUGAAAUCAUACAACUAUGAAAAUAUGGGAGUAAUGUAACAUAACAGAAACCAGUUGAGG